Molecule: messenger RNA, 447 nt
Organism: Linum tenue
Lineage: Eukaryota; Viridiplantae; Streptophyta; Magnoliopsida; Malpighiales; Linaceae
Source: the annotation of a GenBank genome assembly
AUGGGGAAAAAGAGUGGUGCUCUUGUACACUGGCUCCUGCUCUUGUCAACACUACUAACCCAUGUGUUGGUCGACGUUGAAGCACACAAUUAUUUCCCAAAAACGAAGGUGGUGAUAUCAAACCAAAUUGAAGGAGGGCCAAAGUUGUUGGUUCAUUGCAAGUCCAGCGAGGACGAUCUGGGUGUGCGUUGGUUGGACCCAGGCCAGAGUUUCGUCUGGACCGUCCCCCAAUCUUUUUUCGUAUAUACCGAGUACUUUUGUGCCUUCCGAUGGGAAGAUGGAGCUCAUCUUGUUUGGUUUGACAUCUACAAACCAGAGAGGGAUCAUAUUGUGUGCAAGCUGUGUCAAUGGGCCAUCAGGAGAGACGGGCCGUGUCUGGCGGUGCCGGGUUCCAAAAUGUGUUAUCACUGGACUUCCCAUCUUCAGUCCGUCAAUAAGCUCUUUUAG